AUGAAUUCAGAGACUACCCUCGCGGAGCCCGUGCCUCCGUAUAGCUCCUUCAGCAAUGGCAUGAAAAGAUACAUCGUCUUUACGGCCGCGGGUGCGGGCUUCUUCUCCUCCCUCUCAGCCCAGAUCUACUUCCCGGCCUUGAAUACGCUGGCCGAGGAUCUGAAUGUGUCGGCCUCCCUCAUUAACUUGACCGUCACAAGUUACAUGAUUUUCCAAGGCAUUGCUCCUAUGUUCCUCGGCAGUUUUGCUGACCAGACUGGCCGUCGCCCCGCUUAUAUCAUUUGUUUCAUCAUCUACAUCGCCUCCAACAUCGGCCUGGCCCUGCAAAACAACUAUGCCGCCCUGAUUGUGCUGCGAUGUUUGCAGAGCUCCGGUAUUAGCAGCAGUGUCGCGCUUUCGGCCGCGACGGUCGCCGAUGUCAGUACCAAACAAGAGCGAGGCUCCAUGAUGGGUAUCGUCAUGGCCGGUAACUUUAUGGGACCGGCCAUCGGUCCCAUCAUUGGCGGUCUCUUGGCGCAGUAUCUCGGCUGGCGCUCCAUCUUCUGGUUCCUGACCAUUGUCUCCGGCGUGUACUUGGUUCCGCUACUGUUUUUCCUCCCCGAGACGGCGAGAAAUGUAGUCGGCGAUGGAACGCUGCCGGCGCAGUCAUGGAACCGACCCUUCACGCAAUACAUCUUCGAUCGCCAAGGUGUCGCAAAGAGUCUUUCUUGCGCAAGCUCGCAGCGGCCCUCGACCAGCGACUCUAUCGAAAAGCCCAAGCACAAGCUCUCAUUCCCCAACCCACUGCGCCCGCUGGCCGUCGUGUGGCACCCCAACUCGAUCAUCGUCCUCAUCGUGACGGGUAUUAUCAUGGGUGGAAACAUGACCGUCCUCUCGUCCAUCACCGAAAUCUACACGAACCAGUACCACCUCAGCAUCCUCCAAAUUGGGCUGUGCUACAUCACCUUGGGCACCGGGUCCAUCGUGGCAUCUGUCACGACCGGACGGAUGCUCGACUGGAACUAUCGACGCAUGGGCGCGAAAGUGGGUAAAGACGCCUCGGGAGCCCAAGCAUCCGAAGAUGCCAUCCCCGUCGAGAAAGCGCGCAGCAUGAUCACCAUCCCGCUAGUCAUUUUGGGCAGUGUGACCGUCCUGGCCUUUGGCUGGGUGCUCAACUACGGGGCGCCUCUGGCCGCUCCAGAGGUCCUCUUGUUCUUCGUCGGGGUGGGUCAGACGGGUGGCUUCAUUUCCACCUCCACUCUGCUUGUUGAUCUACACACUUCCCAACCGGCCGCCGCGACCGCCGCCAACAACAUGGUGCGAUCGUUCUUUUCGGCCGGCGCCUCGGCUGCCAUCGACCCGAUGCUCUCGGCGAUGGGUCGGGGUUGGUCGUUUACUCUAGUUGCGUUCAUCUUGCUGGGUACGAUCCCGUUUCUCCUUUUGUUGUGUGGAGUCUGGAGCCAGAAGGAGACACCCAAGGAAGAAACGUCUCAGGCUUGA
Molecule: messenger RNA, 1479 nt
Organism: Penicillium argentinense
Lineage: Eukaryota; Fungi; Ascomycota; Eurotiomycetes; Eurotiales; Aspergillaceae
Exons: 2
Coding region: 1-1479 (492 amino acids)
Biological process (GO): transmembrane transport
Molecular function (GO): transmembrane transporter activity
Source: RefSeq, a predicted model, not a curated record